ACCUGUAUGCAUGUGUUUCAGAGUCAACCCAAGGACAUGGUGACUGACUUUGAGGAGAAGCAUGAUGAACACUUAAUAUUGCUUCAGCAAAGAAACAGGAUUUUGAGGCAUCUCCAGAGGAAAGACCCCAUCCAGAUUAAGCUGGAGCAGCUGGAGCAGGGUUUUACUCUAUAUGUGAACGGAGCCCAUUCAGAGCCAAGCACUUGCCGCAAGAAAGUCAGCUUCCAGCAUGCUUCCAGAAGUGGCACACGGACAGUGAGGGCAAACGAUCCUGGCCCAAGAGCUCCAGUGACAGGAGGAGACGCAGGGGGAAGGAACACACAGAGUGCCCCGAGUAAAAUCCAGCGCAGAGAAUGGCUCCAGAGAGCCAUCCGGAUCAAAACAGAAAGUGGAUCUAAGCUCUAUGUUGCCCCUCCAGUCGAGUACUGUGAUGACUUUGAGCCCUACGACAGCCUCGACCUGGAGCCAAGUGAGGGUGAACCAAAUGGCCACUCCCAGGAACUCCAGCAGAGCUUGGAACUGGACAUGAGCCAGGAAGGCCUGGAAGGAGACAGCGUGGAUUCUGCCCCUCUGGACGUACUCAGUGCCAUGGAGGACUCGGACUCAGUGGAAGAGGAACAGGCCUCCAUGACGGAAGAGCCAGCUGAAACUUCCUGGGAGAGCCGGGAUGAGUCCUUGCUGCAGGCGGUGGCUGGGAAAAGCUGCAGCCUGCCCACUGAUGCUCUCAUUGUCGCCUCUUUCUCCACAGGCAUGAAGAAGGAACGAGUGCUUUCUGCCAGAAGGAGAGAGAAUGCUGAAGCCUACAUCCCCACCAAGCCCAUGAUGGUGAAGAGCAAGGCUGUGUGUCCCCUCCCUGCUGGGGCUCUGCAGCAGGAAGAAGCAGCCCCCACCAGGCCAGUCAGCCACUCAGAAAGGCCGCUCUCUGCAGCUCGAAAGAGCGUGUGUGAGAAGAAGGACCCGGCCCGCUCCGCCUCCCUUGUCCUGAAGGCCGUGCAAGUGGAGAACGAGACCCUUCCCAAGGAGCUCCUCUGCAGGCGCCAGGAGGGGUCCAUGAGCUCCCAGCCGGAGCCAGCAGCCUCCGCAGAGUGGCCGCCACCAUCUGAUUCUGUAGUCACCGAGGCUCCCCUGAAGCAACCAGAAGGAAGAGAAAUCUCGACGGCUGCCAGCCGGAUCGGGCUCUUGGGAAACAGGCCACAGAAGAAGCUCCUGAGAGUGCUUGCAGAGGCGGAGAGCCCAGCGGCCAGCUGUGACACUGCCGUUCCAGGUUGUGUCCUGCCAGAGCCUCAGGAGGAGGAGCAGCUGGCAUCGGAACGAGACAUCCGGGACGCCAUUUAUGUCACCCUGGAGAUCCUCUCCAACUGGGGGAGUGCUCUGAGGGUGGGGCUGGCCGAAGUGGAGUUCUUUGACCUGCACUGCAGGAAAGUGUUUGUGUCUCCUCACGAUGUGGACAUCAGGCACGCCGACUCGCCCGGAGACCUCUGCUGCUUGGUGAACCGGAACCUGCGGGCCGGCAAAGACCCUUCCUCUUGGACGUGCCCUUUCCAGCCCCCAGUGCAGCUCUACUUUGUGCUCCGCAACCCCAGCCUGUCAGGUGACUUUGGGCUCUCCAGAAUCAGGAUUUGGAAUCACUGCACUCCCCUCCUUGGCGAUCUCAACAUAGGAGCCAGAAACGUGGCUGUCUACGUGGAUGGAAACUUGGUCUUUGCAGGAGAACUGCCCAAAAGCUGUGGAACAGCCGACCCUGAGAGCAGCACGACCAUCGACCUGCAGACAAGCAGUGCCCUUCCUCCUGAAGGGUGGGAAGAGGGGGCUUGGAGCCAGCAGCCAGGCGGGUCCCUGUUAGAGCCCGACUCUGCUGCAGAGGGAAAUCCCCCCCAGGAAACAGCGCCCGCCUCCAGCCUUGUGAAGGUGGAAGGGUGUCCCCCGGUGCCUUCAGACUCUGCUUUCACGGAACACGUUAAGAGCUCUUCCUCUCCAGAGGUCCCUUCUGACGAUGAACUGCCUCUGAGCAAACAAAUGGACCAACUCGCCAGCCGGAGAAUGACUCCGAUUCUGUCCUCUGCCUGUGCAAAGAGCAAGCCCUGCUCUGGCCCAGAACCGCUGCCUCUGUGGCUUGAGUCGGAGCCUCCUCUGGAGGGCAGAGUCCAGCUGCCGCCCCCUGAGAACAGGAGGAGGGUCUCCCCCGAAGCGGCAGGCGAGAGCCCCCCUCCCCUUCCGGCUGGGCUCGAGAGGGACUGCAGAGAAGCUGCUGGCACCAGCACGAGGCUGCCCACCCUAGCGAGAGGGGAGUCCGACUUCCUGAGUCUGCUGUCCCGCAAGUACAGGGGCACAGCCCAGCACCUCCCUCCUGGGAGGAAGAGAGGGAAGGAGGAAUCCAGCAGCGACUGCGGCGGAGAUGAUGAAGCCCCCCAGGAGAGAGAUGAGCCUCCCUCCUCCAGGGGCACCAGAACCUCUCGAGCCAAGUGGGGCAGCGCCCAGGAGCACGCCCUGCAGGAGUCGUGGAAUUCCCUCCUGCAGUUCAACCAAUCCCACCGUGGCCGGAUCUCCAACAUGGACUUCCAGGGCGACAUCUUGGAUGAAUUCCUCCACCAGCAGAAGGUCAGCCGGCAAGGAGAGACUCCCCUCAAGGGGAAGGACCCCCGGGCUGCCCUCCUGCUGCCCCCGCAAGGAGAGAAGGGGGCCCUGGAGCUGGAGAACGAGUUCAAAAUCCCAGUUUUGCCUUUCGGGCAGCGCUUGAGAAUAGACAUCUGGUCGACCUGGGGAGACCGUCACUAUGUGGGCCUUAACGGGAUCGAGCUGUUCAGCUCUGAAGGACAGCCUGUUCCCAUUGCCACCAUCCGGGCCGACCCGCCGGAUAUCAACAUCUUGCCAGCCUACGGCAGGGACCCCCGGGUGGUGGCCAAUUUGCUGGACGGGGUGAACAGGACUCAAGACGACAUGCACCUCUGGCUGGCCCCCUUCACCCCCGGCAAGGCUCACUACAUCUCCUUGGACUUCGUGAAGCCUUGCGCCCUGGCCAUGAUUCGCAUCUGGAACUACAACAAGUCUCGCAUCCACUCCUUCCGGGGCGUCAGGGACAUCACCGUGCUUCUAGACGAGCAGUGCAUCUUCAAAGGCGAAAUUGCCAAGGCUUCUGGGGCCCUCUCUGGAGCUCCAGAGCAAUUUGGAGACACCAUUUUGUUCACAACUGAUGACGAUAUUUUGGAGGCCAUAUUCUGUUACGACGAGACCUACGAUGAGGAAGCCAGGAGCGUGAGCAGCCUGCGGCACGAGGAGGAGCUGAAGAGGCCGAGAACUGCCGACGGGGAGGGGGAUGAGAGGCCCUUCACUCAAGCUGGCUCAAGGGCCGAAGGUCAACAGAGCCAAGAGCAAAGCUCCGUGCCAGAGUCCAUCCCAGAGAUAGUGACCAAGGAACCUGGCCUCUACACCGGGAAGUGCCUCCUGCUGAACUUCACGGCUUCUUGGGGAGACUCGCAUUACCUUGGACUGACGGGGCUGGAGGUGGUGGGGAGGGGAGGCCAGGCCCUGCCCUUGACUCUGGACCAGAUCUCAGCCUGCCCUCGAGAUCUGAACGACCUCCCGGAAUACACGGAUGAUUCCAGGACCUUAGACAAGCUCCUCGACGGGGUCAACAUCACGAUGGAAGACGACCACAUGUGGCUGGUUCCCUUCAGCCUCGGAGAAGACCACAGCCUGAUCAUCCAGUUUUGCAAAGCGGAAACCAUCGCAGGGCUGCGCAUCUGGAACUAUAACAAGUCUCUGGAGGACACGUACCGAGGGGCCAAGGUGGUCCACGUGUCACUGGACGGCGCUGCCCUCUCCCCCCCAGAAGGCUUCCUCGUCCGCAAGGGGCCUGGCAACUGCCACUUCGACUUUGCCCAAGAGAUCCUUUUUGUGGACUACCUGCAGGGCCUCCCCGCCCUUCCCGCCUGCGAGAGAAUGGAAACGAAGAAGACCGAACAAGCGAGCAUGGACUACGAAGCCCCCUUAAUGCCCUGUGGCUUUAUCUUCCAGUUCCAGCUUCUAACCAGCUGGGGCGAUCCGUAUUAUAUUGGCUUGAAUGGACUGGAGCUGUACGACGGACGUGGGGAGAAGAUUUCUCUCAGUGAGAACAACAUUGCAGCUUUCCCCGACAGCGUUAACAUUCUGGACGGUGUUUGCGGAGACAUUCGGACCCCAGAAAAACUCAUUGACGGGGUGAACAAUGCAACCGAUGGGAGGCACAUGUGGCUCGCGCCAGUUCUUCCGGGCUUGGUGAAUCGGGUGUACGUCAUCUUUGACAUGCCGACUAUGGUCUCCACGAUCAAGCUGUGGAAUUACGCAAAGACUCCACCACGGGGAGUGAAAGAAUUUGGACUCCUGGUGGACGACUUGCUCGUGUACAAUGGGAUCCUGGACAUGGUGCGUCACCUCCCCCACGGCAUCCUCCCCACCUGCGAGCCGGUCGUCCCCCAUCACACCAUCCUCUUCACGGACGACGAGAAGAUCUGCCGCCAAGAGAAGAGCACCGUCAUCAGCAAUCACAUUGAAGAUCAGGACGUGCGGCUGAUGAACGACAACCGGAUCGUUGCCUGCUCCAAGAAGAGACAGGUGGCCGCUGACCCAGCCCUUCGGCCCAAAACCUGCCUGCGAGACAAAGGCGCUCUGCGGAGGACGAGGCAGUGA
Molecule: messenger RNA, 4665 nt
Organism: Heteronotia binoei (common prickly gecko)
Lineage: Eukaryota; Metazoa; Chordata; Lepidosauria; Squamata; Gekkonidae
Gene: KATNIP
Product: katanin interacting protein
Exons: 25
Coding region: 7-4665 (1552 amino acids)
Source: RefSeq, a predicted model, not a curated record